UAGUUUAUUGGCUUUCGCACGGAAAGAAAGUAAUCACAAACGAAAAUGCUGAGCCGUUGGUUGACGAUCGUUUGCUUAGCUGGCUGCCUUGGAGGAGCCUUCUCACUGUACGCUCCCAUUUCCGUGGGAGCAAAUGGAAUGGUGAUUAUCGGACGGCUCGCGCAACAAACUGCUACAGUGCUUACCACCUACAACAACACACUGAAUUCAGCCCGCUCGCAGAUAUUUGUCAAAUUGAAUGAUCUCAUGGGUUGGGUGAACAUAACCUACACAGCGUUGAACAAGACCUGGGGUGCAAAUCAAACUUCUAUGCCAGAUAUCGCUCAGAGUCUAACGCAGUUCAACACAACUGUGGGAUACGGGGAAUCGUCCGUCACCUCGAUUUUUGCGGAUGAUUUGGCUGAUCUUACCCAGGCCCUGGAUCAAGGUAUUAGUCCGAUUUUGCAGUACUACAGAAUGUUAAUGCAGCAAAUGGCCUACACAGCCAAUGUUGAGAACUGUACGAACCGUAACGCCAGCCAGAUGUCAGAUGUUCCAAAUCACCUGUACAACUUGGCGAACUGUCUGCAAAUGGUUACGAACUCAAUAACGACGACACUUCCGACCGUACUUAACAUGAUAUCGGUUGUGAAAAGUGAUUUCGUUUCGUUAGUCAACCAGUUACAAUCCUGCAAUCCUCUGUCAACUACAUGCCAGAAUUACUAUUUCGAACAGAUCUAUGGAGAGUACAGUGCUGAUAUGAUGAUGCUAAGCAUGGUGAUGCAAUACAUUUCGAAAGCUUUCCAAGAUGCCUCAGGCCGCAACCGAUUGUGUUCUUCACUCGUACAAUCUGAUAUUCAAGAUACUUUGAAUAACUUGGAUAAUACGUUUUCAUUGUGUGCCUGGCCUCCGUCGUAAAAGAAUCUAAUCGUCCGAACAAUAAUAGGGUACUGUAGUUAAUGUCUGCUAUGUAAUAAAACGAAAAUUUGUUU
Molecule: messenger RNA, 971 nt
Organism: Wyeomyia smithii (pitcher-plant mosquito)
Lineage: Eukaryota; Metazoa; Arthropoda; Insecta; Diptera; Culicidae
Exons: 2
Coding region: 46-897 (283 amino acids)
Source: RefSeq, a predicted model, not a curated record